This is a messenger RNA of Opisthorchis viverrini, 5610 nucleotides long. RefSeq lists its product as hypothetical. The record is from RefSeq and is a predicted model, not a curated record. The transcript has 2 exons. The annotation marks the transcript as partial. NCBI's taxonomy places the organism in Eukaryota, Metazoa, Platyhelminthes, Trematoda, Opisthorchiida, Opisthorchiidae.
GUGGCAGAGGCGGAGCCAGAGGCAGAGACUGAGUUUGAGGGAGAGCAUCUUGCUCAUGUUUCAGCCUUUCCCAGUGUAGUGGCUGAAUUUCCUGAAUUUUCGCGUCCGUUUUUGUUUGGUUGUUCUUCGGCUGAUCAUUUUCUUGAGCCUAAUGAUGAAUUCUUAUGUGAGGAUAUCGAGCGCUUUUCUGAAGCUUCUGUUAAACUUUUCGACGUCGAGCGGAUUCUUCCCAACUCAGGGUCCUGUGUUUCUGAUUUGCAUCUGCCUUGUGAAUCUCAGUCUGUUGGUGUUGCUGAUCUCUGCUAUGAGAUUCCAGACGCUGUCCGCAACUGUGACGUUCAAUCUGGCUUAGUUCAUCAGAACUGGCCAGCCAAUGAAACGUCAUUCUAUUUGCCCUCACUGAUACCGCCUGAGCAGCAUGUUCCAUGUUCAUCCACUCUCUGCCUUGAAUGCUCUAAAGUCAAGGAUACACACAUUCCUGGUUCCUCCGCAUUAUCCGAUGAGUCAAGGUGUAUACACACAGGUGUUAUUUCUGAGGAUGUCUCAGAGGUCGCGAAGCUUCCAGUCGCGUCUGGCCCACUGGGCCCGUUACACUUACCAUUGAGCAGCUCUGUCACUCACAGGUUAUCCAACGUUCAUCUUCCCCAUUUCACGGAUAAUGAACUAGACAAAUUCUCUCGCACUCGUGCGAGUUCCUCCCAGGAAUUACCCUCUCGUCACACUGGUGUUUGUAGCUUAAAAACACGAUCAGAAAACCUCUCAGACAGUCGUAUUCACUUAGGUUUGACUGGAUACAAGAGACCAGCAAGUGAUAUUGUGAAGCCCAUCCCGGCCAUAAACGAAGUGGUCCCAACGCACAGGCAUCAUUCCAGUAUAACGGCCAAUGUGUAUGCGUCUAAAAGCGAAUCGCCAGAUCAGGAAGGAAAGUGUGUUGCCGAAAUUGAAUUCAAACAUUACACAUCCUUGGAAGAAGUAAAUGUAAAAGCACUCCCUGCAUUACUACCUGUUCAGCUUGGCCUUUCAAAUUCUGGGCAACCACAGUUACUAGCGAACAGCACGCUCCCAGGACUACCGGAUACAGCCACUGGUAUUUUAUCUACAGUGGAAUUCACUCAGUACGGUGCCGAUGCUUCAGAAAAAAGCCUGGAUCAAAAGAUUACGGACAGUUCACUGUCAAGUUGCUCACCCGCACUACAGUUGCCUGGUUUUCCCCAACUCCAUUUAUCUGAUCAAGAAACACACAUUCCAGAACCCCAGAUACAAGAGCUUGGGAGAGAAACAAUCGCUUACCAGUCGAUAGCACCUCACGGAUUAGGCUUUAUGAAAUCAGGUAUUGUCACACAUUUUGACAAAGCAAUAGACAGAUCGGUACUCACCUAUGGAGGAGACUCGGACCAGCAAGGCAAUAGUGUCGGACUCAAAAUGCUUCCAAACAAUGAGGAUUUGCAACAGUUAGCAGCAGCUGCAGGCGUAAAUUUGGUUGCGGAAUUCGCAGAAAACGACAAUGAUGACGAUGAUGAUGCACAAGAACACAGUGUUUAUCAAAGAAAUAUACAUGAACAUAUGAAUUCCUCCUCAGACAAAAUUUCUGCAAACGAUAACAACUUUAAGUCGGAUGACUUUUCAACUCAUGUGUCUACCAACCAAGUGGUAACUUCCGCUCUGGACCGUUCGAUGAAGGUUCUCACACGAUUACAGACCUAUGGUUUCCGGAACACACAAGCGGAAGUAUCGGUGGCACAUAACAUACUUGCUCGCGGUUCGGCAUCAGACUCAGAGGAUAUUCUACCGCUUAGCCUCACGGACGAUUUGACACAUGCUGACCGGUUUAUUCAGCGAGAAAAUCUUGAAACUCAGGAAAAAUUCGUUGAGCAGUUAGUCCAUGAGGCCGAUUCACUGGAAGGCGGAGAUAGUGACGAGGACGAAGUCAUUGAUUUUGAUUGCGACAGCUUGGAUGAUGGCAUUGCUCCUUCUAAUUCUUCUCCCGACGCUGAAGAGGAUAUGCUUUUCAAGGAAACGCAGUCCGCGAGAAGCGGACUGUCCCCCAUCCUCGAAAUUCCGGGAGCGGAAAGAAAUAGUUCUGGGGAAGCGUCCGGUGAUAGUAAUUCCAGUUUGCAGCUUCUGAACAUCAACAGCGACAAAGAUUGGGAACAGCGUUUUGAAGCGACUUUGUCAGAUUUACCUUCGACAGCAUUGGAUGUUAUCCAGAGAGAACCGUUUAACGAAGUUCAACUAGGAUCUGCAACUCCUAGAGACAGACACCGAGUUGCUUGCAACAUUGAUAGCACCGAACUCUUAUCAAUGCCGACAACUGACAUCUCACAUGAAGUUACCGGAAGUAAGCCAGGUCGUGACUCACAUCAACCACAGUCAGAACUACCGGUGCAAAAAAGCGGUUCAAAUCUCGGUGAAAGUUAUAAGAUACACACGGAUACCAGAACAACUGAGCCAUCUCAACGAAUCUCGGAAUUUGGGGGAAUGAAAUUCGAUCCGGAUAAAUUUCCCUCAGCUUUGCUUCCACAAGACCUAGACACUGAGACGCUGGAGAACUUACCAAGCUUACUGAAUGCUACCUCACUGCCAAUUUUAGGCGGAGAUGUGACCAAUGAAGGUACCAACUGCAAGCUUGUCUUGAAGAGGAAAAUAUCCGAACAAACUGAUGUGUCAGAAGAAAAAGUUGCAGCUCCAAUCUCUGUAAAGAAAGUCUGUGACGAAGACAAUUCCGCUGCGUCUCUAAAUCUGCCCUCUACUGACACCACACGUUUCGAGCAGGAACAGAAACACAAAGACCACGCAAGUAGCAACACAAGUAGUUCCUUGUCUGAAUUUGAGCGUCUAGAACAAGCUAUGGCAAGGAGUUCUUCAACGUCUAUGGGAAGCGUGCCACAUGGUAGCAGCAGUAAUAUGAGUUCAAAUCGCUCAUCACUUUCGGAAUUCCUCAAAAAUGAAAGAGAAUGUGCGAAGUCCAGUGAAAGCCUGCAGUCAACUGCACACAAGUGUGCCCAUGCUACUCCAGGGGAAAACAAUAAUUUCGAUGCAUGGAAAGUAACCAGGUCGUCAAUCUCGACAAUAUAUGAGGACCUAAAAGGUGAGCACCCGAUGUCCUCAUUGACGCAAAGCACAGAAUCUUCGACCGUAAUCAUUGCGACCGAUCCAGUAUUAUGCGAGAAGUUUCAUACGUCAAAGUUACACCCUCCGACAGAACCAAACCUAGACGAAGAUUCCCAGUGCCCCAAAGAAACAACUGGCUGUCCGGAUUUUGAAGGACUCAUUGAAAUGAGCGAUGAACAUGAGCUAGCCGAAGUAGACUCCCUUACCCACUCGUGUAUGUAUGAUUCGCUGGCACCGUCCGUGUAUGACACUACAGAAAACGAAGGACCAGUGAUAUUAACCCACGAGUGGGCUUCCAGCUGUAUACAGAGCGCAUACGAUAUACUUCGUUCUCGAAUGGAGCGAGAAUGUGACUCGCUAGAUUCCAGUGGCCACGCGCAAUUUAGUGGAACCACGGACUCCCUGUACACAAACACAUCCUCAAUUUGCUCCGGAAAUGCAAUGUCUGGUGACGCCGUCCCUUCUGACACAUCUGAAGAUGGAUACAGCGAAUUUCUGCCGUUACAAGUAUAUCCGCCAUCUCUCCAGCUCCAACAGCCCCUGCAGUAUAGUGCUGAUUUCCCUCAGUCAGACAUUUCAGCCACCCAGGUUUCCGAAGUUGGACAGAUCUCUCAUCUCAUACCAGAUCCAUCAAGACGCGUGGAACGGACAGGAAGCUCAGGUUCGUUGACUAAGAGCCACCAUUUUCAGUUCCAUGAAGACGAUGCAUUGACAGAUUCCUUGGAAGACAGUGGGGCAGUUUCUGAUUUCAAACCUCAAAAAACCCAUCCAUAUGGGAAACCAAUAACGUCUUACUGUACCCGUCCUGGUCAACCGGUGGCCAGUGACGAUGACCAAAUGUCACUUAUUUUAGAUCCCGGGACAAUCCACCAUACUCUGGUGAUUGCCGAACUAGCUCCACAAAUUGAAAUUGAUGCAAUAUCAAAACAGCGUCGCUUUAUCAGCAGCUUUACAAAGGAAGAUACGCUUUUUAGCGUAUUAUCAGAAAAACGAUCAGUGGAAACAAUUUCUUCACAAGAGCUUAAUGAGCUCAAAGCCCAACCACCUGAAACCGUUGAAAUUUUACCCAGCAACGAACUGGAACUGAAUCCACCUGGAGAAUUAACUAGAAGAGAGAGGAAAUCAACAAAUCUACUGUGAAUUCAUCUACUUGGAAAAUGAAGUUGUUGAUUAUGCAAUGAUCCCAGAUCAUAUGUCUUAUUUCUUUUGAACUCGGCAAAGCAAUCGCGCGCAACAUACAGAAAAGCUAGCAUGCACACCAACCACUAUUGUUCAAGCAGCUAAGACUAACUCCAAACUUGUGCACCUAAAGUUGACUCAAACCCACGCAAGCCAUACCAGCCUUGAGCAGAGAGAACCCAUAUUUUCUGCAGUCUUUCUUAAAAGCACCUUCAGUCAAUCGUGUUCCAAGUCUUUUGUAUACCAUUCGGAAAAUGUGAAGUAAUAACUUCAAACCGAGGUUGAUGAAGCCCACAGCUUGUCUGGCGAAUAUUUUUUUACAUCCUCUCAUUCGACCAUAAGGCCAACGUGUCGCUGCGUCAAACUUUGGAAACUGAUAACCGAUUUGUUUGACUGAAAGUGUCGACGACAGCAUUCAUCACCCGGCCUGUAUUCCCCCAACAACAGACAACUGAUACGAGAUUGAGGUAUCCCAAGUCACCUUCCCCCUAACACCAUGCAUUCAACCAAAAUAUGUCCACGAAUCAAAGCGAUGCCGUCAGUUCAGGUACUUGGCAUCCACAGAAACUGUGAUUUAAAACCCGGCCCAGCGGACAUUCUCAACCUACCAUCGGCGCUUUUAUCAAUUCCCAAACUAUUUUUCUCUUCUCCUACGACCGAAACUCAAAGCUACUGCCUAUUUUUUCGUUAGUCGUUCUCGGUUUCUUCUUUCUACCUUCACUCUCCAGUGUCCGACCGAGAAAGACAGGAUCAGCCAUUAGGAAUCUUUCGCUUUGACAUUCGGAUCAAAUGCUUUCGUUUUCCUAGAUUUUAAACAAGGCCAUCAUCGCUGGUCAUUCUUUCCUCAAAAGACACUUUCUGCACAGUUUUUUUCUGUUUCGCAUGCAGUGUUGUGAGGAAAAGAAACCGAGUUUGUUCAGCUACUAACCAACUGUAGUGUGCUUACUUAUGAAUACGGUCACUUCAUAAUCUGAGUUUCAUUGUGCAACGGACGCUCACCGAACAUUGGUCAGAUCUUUCACUGUGUCCCCGUUAUCGCUGUCUAGGACUGAAACCAUAGAUAUUUUCUUCUAAACGCAUUUGCGAAAUCUCAGUCACCAAAACCAUUUUGAGAAUACACCGCUAGUUUUUUGGUUUUAUCUAGAUACUUUUCAUUGUUUUCACGAUUUUGCCGACAGAAUGCCUCCAUAAAGACAAAAAGAAGCAAUUAUGUUUCCCUCUGAUUUUCAUUCACACACCAGUGCCAUUGUCCUCACAUGCUGAUAACCAGUCUCUAAGCCUGGUUUGUUUGCGAAGCAAACAAAAAAUUGCCUUUUUGAG